GAUGACGAAACUGCUUCGAGCGAUAUCAUCAUUUGUUAAACCUGCAUAUGAAAAAGAUCUCAAAUCCGAUUGGCUAACGAGCCUUUCAACAACGCCUCGCAUAUCAAAUACGACAACGAGUCAAAGGUGGUUAUGACAACAUAUGGAGGAUUGAAAAAGAACAAAGUAUAAAUAUCUGGACGCGCAAAGUCCAAAAAAGUCACAAAAAAUACCAUCACUAAAAAAUUGAAGAUCAUAGCUUUUGUUUUUAAUCCAGCACCUGGUUUAAAUUCACUUCUAUUAUUCAUUUGGUAUCUGGCAAUAGCAAUCCGGUACUGAUUGACCUCGUUUAGGGCGGUUACUACAAAGACCUGCGUUUAUUGGUUCAACGAUUAUUGGAUGACGACAAACCAAGCAGCAAAUAUAGCCGACCGAAUAACGUGGCAUGACUUUCUGUUCUAAAUUGGGAAUUGCAGUUCUACCGUGAAAAUAGAAACGUCAUAAGUCAUAAAUAGUCUCUAACAAGAUCUGAGAUCUAUUGAACUUUACUAUCAUACCACAAUAAAGUUUGACCAAAGAAGUCGUAAAAUCAGAUCCGCAAUUUCGGGAUAUAGCAAAAUAUCACCGAAUACUUCUGCUCGAAAACUUGCCUAAUUAAAACACUACAAGGUUAUUUUUGCAUCAUACACCUUUGCUCAAAUCAAUUUGUCUGUUUUUAAAUUCAACUUCAGAAUCAAAAGGUUUGAGUCAGAAAUUUUUCCUAGCAGGAACGGAAAGUGCAAACCAUAUUGGACUUUUUUUUACAAAUUGAUCUGAACUUAUACCUUCACUCGUGAAAUUUUCCUUGCGAGUUCGAUUAAAAAUUGAUUUCCCGCUUCAGUAUACACCAUACGAACAGAGUUAAUUUUGGUCGCCUGUCUUCUCGUAUCGAAUUCAGUCAGUUUAUACUUAUAGUACCAUUAGGGAGCACAUACGUCAUUGGUCUGUUUGUCCCUUUUACCAGUUCGAAUUCCUUCAUUCCAUUCCAUUCCUUUCCUUAUACUUACUAUAUAUUUCCCGCAUUCACUUUAAUCUCAGCUCGGUUGCCAUUCGUCAUUUUAUUAUCUUGUCUCUUCUUCUAUCGGUGGUACACUAUCUGUCUUACCAACAAACAGUUUCCUCUCAGUUUCAGUUUUCAUAGCACAGCUCACUUCCUAAAUUAUAUUCCUUCCACUUAGUAGCUCUUCGGUUUGGCUUCAAAAAAUAGCAGAAACAGUACCGUUCGCGAUACUUUUUAACUUCAACUGCGGCGUCUACAAUUUCCUGAACAAGUCAGAAUUGCCGAAAACUGAACUUCUUAAAGUUCCAAACUCGGAAAUUUCGCUUGUUUACAGAACAGGGAAUCAAAUCAUUACUAGGGUAAUCGAAUACAGUGAACUUUCAAGGAGAGACACUUGGUAAACAUAACAAUCAGGUAGUUUCCACCGCAGUUCAAAUUUUGCCCUGCUAGAAGAAAUAUUCAUUUUUCUUCACCUGACUUCGAAUUUCAGCCGCCUGAUUGUUUCUUUUGGGAGAACAACUCACUCCCACAACCACCUUUGUUGACAAGGUACAAACCGCACUCACCGCAAAAACAACACCCACGUGACCCUUUUGUUUACUAAAACAGGGCCGCACUUCCAAACAACCGCAAACGAGACAAGUUAUUUCUUUUUCAUACCAACUUGAUUUGAAGUCGGUUUUGGAUUAAUUGUCCUUUUUGGUACUAAACUAUUUUUACACCUCUGCUAGUAUAUUUAGUACAAAAAAGCUAGUAACAGUUUCAUGCUACUAUUAGCUUCUGACGUAAAAACUUUUGUCAUCUGAACAUUUUACAUCAACUUUCGAAUCGUUAAUUAAAAUCGUUAAAAAGCAUUCCGUCGUCAAAAGAACGACGCAUUAAGACGGUUUAAAAAGCAAACCGCAAGCAUAUUUUCAAUUGAUUAUAAAAACUGCACUAAUUCUGUUGCAACGUUUGCAAAAAUGGGUAAACAGCAUUCAGAUCAACUGUUAAUGUCCGAUUAUUCUUUAAACCCAUCUUCGUUAAGUAUGACGCCCGAGCAUUUCCUUUCGCUGCAGAAAAUUGAGCAGCCUGUUCAAGUGAUUCCCAUGCAGAUCAUGCAGAUUCCAACUUUAUCUUUAUCACCUCAACUACGCUUCUACACGCCAAAGGUGAUGUCGCCGGUCGACCAAACCAUAGACGUCGCAUGGAUUCUAGCAUCAUUGCCACAAAUCCAUGAACAAAAGUCGCAACAACAUCCCCAUUUUCAGCCUGUUUUUCAUUACAACUCAACACCAUCACCGCCGAGAAUAAUUUCAGAACUAGAAGCGGCACAGAUGGUGCAACAGAAGCAGGCCGAGAACCGAGUUCUCAAACCACUUCUCUCAUCAAAUCAAGAAACAGUUCAGAUUCUGAGGAGGACCGGACACACAAUUCCUAAAGUCAUACCACAGGAGCCGACAGAUUUCAAAGCGCAACAGAACGAUAUGAGACUGCACCUUGCAAAUGUUUUAGCAUCCAGAGAGCAUGGCAUAUUUCAAGACAACUCUUCAAUUUUUGACUACGGAACGCCUCUACGAAUACAGACCCAAAAUAAUCAAGAAUUUUGUUCGUCAUUGAACACUGGCAAUUUGCUCGCUGUUAACGAAAGCAUGCUCAUUUCCGAGAAGCAUCGAACUUCUAGUGAGAGCUCAUCUGCUUUCCACAAUCAGUUUACUUCUGUGAGCGAGAAAGUAACUGAAAGCGUUGAUAAGAGUUGCACGGAUGCAGAUAGAUCGUUUAACAUGGACAAGGGUCGAAACUCACGUCCUCCAUCUGAGGAGUCAACGGAUUGUAUGAAAAGAAAAACUGAUCUCGCUGGUUCCUUGCUGCCAUUCAAAAAGCGAAAGUUUUUCCCUUGUGCUACCCCCGUUGAGCCCAAGAUCGAAAGUGAAAAGAACGACACUCACAUCCAAAUCAAACAGAGUCCAUCAAGAAGUCAAGAAACAUUCUCCAAGCAGGAGAUGGACUUGGAAGCUCCUCGACAACAUCAAGUCAAACGGGAGUUUAAAUACGAAGACCUUUCUAGCCUACCAGAAAAUUUCGCGUUUUUCGGAAACAAUAUGCAAAAUAUCUCCGGCGGAAGUGAAGCAAAGACGUCGCAAAAUCGGACGGCAGUAACGCCGAAAUCGACCAAUGAUGUGAAAAUGUUCAGUCCGAUGACUUUCAGCUCGUGCUCGUCCCCCGCGCUCUCCACGUCGUCUGGUGGAUCGCAUUCGGCUCAUGACAAUUCGGGAAGUGGUUCGGAGAAGGCGACUCUGACUUGUUUCAUCAGACACAGAUCACAAAAUAUUCCGAAAGAGAAGUCAUUCACUUGCAAUCACGAGAACUGCGAUAAAGCGUAUGCUAAGUUGGCACAUCUCAAAUCUCAUAUGAGAAUUCACACAGGAGAGCGACCAUUCGCCUGUGAUUGGGACGGAUGCACAAAGCAGUUCGUUCGCUCAGACGAAUUGAAGCGUCACCGAAGAGUUCACACUGGGGAGAACCGAUUCCAGUGUCCCAUCUGCCUCAUGAAGUUCAAGAGGAGCGACCAUCUGACCAAACACGCACGCAAACACGCCGAGUUCGACAUGAACAUGUUGCGACGACCCGAGGACAUUGAGAAACGUCGACGAGAGAUGGAACAACAACUAUCGCAAAAUCAUGAAAACAAUAACAAUAGUGAUGACAAUAGUAGCUCCAAAAAUGAAGAAAUGCACUCAAAUAACUUUAAUUCUAAUGAACUACAUGAUCAUGUCGAAACCGAGCAGUAGAGUACAUGCCUCUAAAAGCUUCUCGAGGUACUUUGAAUUUGGUUCAUACAGAAAAAUUCAACUGAUCAACUACCAUAUUGUUUAAUGUUCUACCCGAUAUCUGUCUUUUCACUAACUCACGAGGAAAAAAACUAAUUUAUAAGUGAUUUGUGAAUCUGGUGCUACUUAUUCUAUCCGUGAAUUUCCCUCGCUGUUAAUCGAUCGUGCUUUGUUAUUUACCAAUGGUCGCUUUCGAAUUAUUUGAAACGCUCAAAUUGUUCAAUCUGGACCCGAGACGUGAUAACUCAAGUAUUAAUCCCAUCAGUGUAAAUACGUGUCUUACUCUUGAUUUUGAAUUCACAACCGAAAAUAGUUUAAUUUCAAUAGUGGAGCUCAAAGCUUUUGCUUUCCAACUUCAUUGGACGAAUAAGCCAAAAUCGCUGUGCGGUUACAAAAUGUAUUAUUCAACUGACGUUGUUGUUAGAAAAAGAAUGGGGCUAUUUAGUAGUUAAUUUGGUAGUUAUUUUAACCUUGAUGGUAGAAAUAAAUCUGUACAAAUGUUUUGUUUAGCUAGAUAGUUUAUAUUU
Molecule: messenger RNA, 4355 nt
Organism: Symsagittifera roscoffensis
Lineage: Eukaryota; Metazoa; Xenacoelomorpha; Acoela; Convolutidae
Product: myoneurin-like
Exons: 2
Coding region: 1981-3789 (602 amino acids)
Biological process (GO): regulation of transcription by RNA polymerase II
Molecular function (GO): RNA polymerase II cis-regulatory region sequence-specific DNA binding; DNA-binding transcription factor activity, RNA polymerase II-specific
Source: RefSeq, a predicted model, not a curated record